This is a messenger RNA of Mytilus californianus (California mussel), 779 nucleotides long. RefSeq names its product Rieske domain-containing protein-like. The record is from RefSeq and is a predicted model, not a curated record. Gene Ontology annotation, molecular function: 2 iron, 2 sulfur cluster binding. Bases 155 to 565 code for a protein of 136 amino acids. NCBI's taxonomy places the organism in Eukaryota, Metazoa, Mollusca, Bivalvia, Mytilida, Mytilidae. The transcript has 3 exons.
AGUACUUGUAGCAGCAAUUAUUGAAAAAAGAGAACACGAUUUCAUUGAAAAAUCAUUGGUUGAAUAGACAAAGAACCGAUGAAAACGUUAUAAAAAUAUUGAAUACAUAAUAUUUAAAGUACUUUUUUUAAAUACUCUUUUUAUCAACAUAAUCAUGGCAGAACCUAGAGAUGUUCCAAAACCGGAAGUAGAUGAAGAAAAUAAAUGGCGGUAUAUUGGAGAAGUUAAGGAACUGAACAAGAAAAAAUGUCAUCACGUGCACGCUCAAUCUGGAAAGAAAUACGACAUAGCCUUAUUUUGUGACGAAGGAAAAUUCUAUGCAAUAUCAGCAUGGUGUUCGCACAUGGGUGGUCCUUUAUAUCAUGGACAAAUUGAAGACUACAAUGGCAGGUGUCACGUGAUGUGUCCGUGGCAUUCCUACAUGUUUGAUUUGAAAACAGGUGCAAACGAUCUUGGGUUACAGCAAGAUGUCUAUGACAUAAAGUUUGAGAAAGGCAAAUUGUAUAUACAACAUGAUUCUGAACUGUCACUUGGGUCAUAUGUUAUACACUGUCCAGUGAAAUAAAUGGACGACUGUCAAAAUAGACAUCCGGACAAGACGUUGAUACAUUCUUAUGAAUAAUAAUGUAAACAAAUUUUACAGCAACAUCUAUUGUAUACACAUUUGAUUUAUUUAUGAAAAGUUAAAUAAUGAGUAUUGGUGAUAAAUAUGCAUAUAUCAGAUUGAUUGUGUAUUAUUUGAAAUUUUAUUUGAAUAUAAGAAAUGAACGUUGAUAGAU